AUGGCUGUGGCUCCCUGCAAACUACCAAAGUCAUUGGAGCGUAUUUGUGACUGUGCGUUCUAUGAGUGUAGCUCCUUGGUUACAGUGAUAAUUGCCCUGGAUUCGCAUCCCAUCGAUAUUGAAGAUGAAGCGUUCUAUUGCUGCAGUGCUCUAGCCAAUGUCGUGCUUCCACAAAAUUCGAAGGCCACAGCUGGAGACUCGUUUGAUGGGUGCACGCUGUUGAAAAAUCGUUUUAGCAAUAUAGCAGACAAUAUCAUUAGAGGAUUGAUAUCUCGAUUGGACGACUUGCCAGUGCAUAAACUUUGCCACUAUCAUUCGUUGGCCACUGUUGAAGGGCUCCGACAGGGCAUCGAGGACCAAGAAGAAGUGGGGUCAUCACUGGUGGACGAGUUCGGUAUGACCCCAUUUCACAUUCUAUUUUCGACUAUUGAGCCAAGCCAAGAACUGCUCGAAGUCCUUCUCGAAAAUUAUUCAAACAAAACUCUGGACCUCAAAGACGCAAAUGACAAAUGGGCAGUGGAGUACUUGGUCUCCAACUGGACUGAAACAACCUCAGCUUUGCUUCGAACAGCACUUCAAAAGUGGAUUGUUGAUCCACUUGUUCGUUGGGGAGCUAUCUCGUGGACGGAAUCGAUGCUACGGUGGGCGCAAGAUAUACUUGAAGAAAAUGACAAGGAGCGAAGGUCAACGUUUAUCAAUGGAGCGUAUUCCGAAUUUGCACUCUAUAACGGUGUGGAAAUCACAUCGAUAUUGGAGAUGGUCUUGUGGAAAGGACAACUCAAUCAUGGACUGAUCAAUCAUGAUACCCAACGACAGGCUGUAGACCGACAAGAGCUCCGAUGUGUCUGUGGAUCUGGCGUUGUAAUUCCGAGCGUAAUUCAGUUCUUGGGAGUCCCAAGAGUAGCAUCUGAAUCUCAAGACAAUCAAAUGUAUGUCCAUCGAUUCCAUUUGGUAGUGUAG
Messenger RNA from Cylindrotheca closterium, 960 nucleotides. Lineage: Eukaryota; Bacillariophyta; Bacillariophyceae; Bacillariales; Bacillariaceae. The record is from the annotation of a GenBank genome assembly.